This is a messenger RNA of Sphenostylis stenocarpa, 462 nucleotides long. Lineage: Eukaryota; Viridiplantae; Streptophyta; Magnoliopsida; Fabales; Fabaceae. The record is from the annotation of a GenBank genome assembly.
AUGAGGUUAAGAAGUGUAAAUAGAGUUGCAACGGUUUCUCAUUCGGCCCAGAUUUUAUCAUUUUACAUUAAACCUUCAGAAAAGAGAAAAUUACCAAGGAUAGGGAUUACCACAGAAAAUAUGGUGCAACUGUUUCUAAGAGCAGAAGCCAAAGAAGCACGGUUUUGUGCGUUGCAUGAGCGUGAUCAUGAUGAUGAUCAUGUGCAUGGGGCUAAGAUAUUUGGUUCUUUGAGGGGGUCCCAGAAUCAAACUUCUUCUGCUGAUGAUCUCUCUGUUGCCUUGCCAUGCCCCCACCAAAAACCCCUUAGACACACCUUCAUGUGCAGUGGAAACCAUUUCUCACGAUUCCGCGACACUCUGUUGAUGAGGCCCAUCAACAUCGACAUAGUUGUUAUUUACAAACUCACAGAUGGAACUACAGUUGUAGGAAAAUCUCCUACUUUCACUGAAGUCUCUGAGUGA